Molecule: messenger RNA, 532 nt
Organism: Quercus lobata
Lineage: Eukaryota; Viridiplantae; Streptophyta; Magnoliopsida; Fagales; Fagaceae
Product: protein RADIALIS-like 3
Exons: 2
Coding region: 184-438 (84 amino acids)
Molecular function (GO): DNA-binding transcription factor activity
Source: RefSeq, a predicted model, not a curated record
CACCUCUUUGCACAUAUCAACCCUUGACUAGUCUCCUCUUGACUCUCAUCAAAAAACCUCUCUCACUAUCUUUGUGGCCUUUCAAGUUUCAAACAUUUCCUAAUAUUUUCCCUUCUUUUAUUACCUCCUCAAGACCUUAGUUUAUACUCAAUAAACAUCCACUUUAACACCCUAAACUAAGCAAUGGCAUCCAAUUCAAUGUCCUCCUCUAACUCAUGGACUGCAAAAGAGAACAAGGCCUUUGAGAGGGCUCUUGCUGUGUAUGAUAAGGACACCCCUGACCGUUGGCACAAUGUCGCUAAGGCUGUUGGUGGGAAAACACCAGAAGAAGUGAAAAGGCACUAUGAACUUCUUGUGGAAGAUGUCAAGCAUAUUGAGUCAGGCCGAGUUCCCUUCCCCAAAUACAAGACAACUGGUGGGAGUAGCCAAGCAAAUUAACACCGAUGGGGAAAAGAGGAUGAGAAACCUCCAUUGAAGUGUAAUAGCCAUAUCAGCAAGAAUAAGGAUCUAUCAGUCUGCUCUACCUAAGAUU